CUGAGCUCUUCCGAUAACUCAACGAGAGCGAUACACGGGUCAUUCGAUAAGUCCCUUUAGCGAAAGGCAGUUAACGAACCUUACACAAAUUGCUAUUCUGAGCUCUACGUUAAGUGGUUUUCGCUAAGGGUAGUCGGUCGAGAUGCGUCUGGGUUCCACGCUAUCGAUAGCUAUUACGCUUUAACCAAUCACAGUUUAGUUAACAUAGUAUUUUUGUCACGUGACUGCAACCCGCCAUUUUCUAAGCGAAGCACGUGCUCAUUGCAUUGUCGCUGUAGCAGCGUUAGUUUUUACUUUUAUUUUAAAAUGUCUAAAAAAGCACAACGAAGCCAGCGAACCACAAGUCGCCAGUUCGAGAUGCUUGUCAAUUUUAUGGAAGAACACCCUAAAUUAAUGUCGGGGAAAUUAGAUGUUUACUGCAAAAGAUCGCCAGAAAUUGUGGCAAGAAAUAGCCGACCGUCUGAAUUCCGAUGGAGUCGGCUCACAAAAAGAUCCGGAAAAAUGGCGAAAAACUUGGAGUGACUGGAAGGCAAACAUUAAAAGUAAAGCCUCACAAAUAAAAAAAUCAUCAUUUCAAACAGGAGGUGGGCCUUCACUUAAUCAAAAAUUAACUGAAGUUGAAGAGAGAGUUUUAAAUUUAAUUGGUAUAACUGCUGUUUACGGAGAAUCCCAAAUUGAUGAGGCAGGAGUUCAGGAACCAAAUGGUGCACAAGAGUUGAGUGAAAGUGCACAAGACUUAUUAAACUGUAUGAUUGACAAUACUAUUUCUUGUGUACAAUCAAAUAAUUCUACUUGUAUAAAUGAAGAAUAUCCAUCUAAUCAAAAUACAUAUUUCGAACUGCCUCCAAAUGCUGAUUGUAACCCAACUGAUGGUCUACAUUUGAAUACUUCAUUAAGAAAUGUUAACAGAAAAAAAAGGAAACAUGAAAAAUCUGUUGGGGAAUGUAUGGCAGAAAGCCUUAAUAGAACAGAAGAUGAAAAGUUGCAUAUUUUAAAAAAUAUACAACAAGCAAUGAAUGAAAUAGCCAAAAAUAUUGAAAGGAAAAGCUAAAAAUAAACGCACCCAUGGAAUCGCGCCGAGACACCAUUAAAACGUAUUUUCCGUACAAAUUUUCAUAUAACUUUUUUUUUAUAAAGGACAAAUCUCAAAUAUUUUGCAGUGUACGACAACUUUUUUUAACUUUCCGAUUUGGGUUAAUCCAAAUAAAUGAAUUACAAAUUGUGAUUUAUCAUGUUGAGGUGACCAUUAAUGGUUCCUCUCAAUAGUCGAAGUCAGAUAUGUCAAUCCGAUCGCAUCCACGAACGGAAUUGUCGUAGCAUCGAGUUAUAUAUUCUAUGAUCGAAGAAAGUCUAAAGGCCGUUAUCACUAGUUUAUUUGCAGACAAUUAUAACUCUAUAUACACAAGGCUAUAACAACGUCGAUCGUGAAGACAAAAGUCGGAGCACUCAAGACGGACAUCCAAAGCGAAGCACGUCGAGCCGGUUGGGGAUGGUGGUCAGUUGCAAUGU
This is a messenger RNA of Centruroides sculpturatus (bark scorpion), 1509 nucleotides long. RefSeq lists its product as uncharacterized. Lineage: Eukaryota; Metazoa; Arthropoda; Arachnida; Scorpiones; Buthidae. The transcript has 4 exons. The record is from RefSeq and is a predicted model, not a curated record. Gene Ontology annotation, cellular component: nucleus. Bases 410 to 1051 code for a protein of 213 amino acids.